GUCUGGCGGAGACACCGAGAACGACCUCGGAAGGAGACGCAUCGCCUGAGAGGAUGUCUGUUUGUCCGGAGCUUGGUUUCAACGUGGACCAUGGGUAUCUGGAGGGUCUGGUACGAGGACUGAAGUCAGGGAUCCUGACCCGUUUCGAUUAUCAUAACCUGACACAAUGUGACACUCUGGAGGACAUGAAGCUCCAUCUGCAGAGCACUGACUACGGCAGGCUGUGGUCAUCCUGCGGCGACCACCUGACCGUGUCCCUCAUGGACCAGAAACUGAAGGAGAACCUACUGGUAGAGUUCCGCAGCCUACGUUCCCACUCUGUUCCACCACUGUCCAUCUUCCUAGAUUACAUCACGUAUAGCUACAUGAUUGACAAUGUGGUGCUCUUGAUUACUGGUGUCCUGAGGAAGAAAGACAUAUCUGAGCUGUUGCCACGGUGUCACCCGUUGGGAGUGUUUGACCAGAUGGCAGCGGUUGGCAUCGCCCGUACCCCCUCUGAGCUCUACUGCACCAUCCUGGUUGACACUCCUCUGGGUCCUUUCUUCCAGGAUGCUGUGUCUGAGUCCAACCUGGAUGAGAUGGGGGCAGAGAUCCUCAGGAACAAACUCUACAAAGCAUAUAUAGAGUCCUUUCACUCAUUUUGCAGUAAGCUUGGCGGAGCAACAGAGGAUAUUAUGUGUCCUAUCCUGGAGUUUGAGGCUGACUGUCGAGCCUUCAUCAUCACAGUCAACUCGUUUGGGACGGAGCUGAGUGGGGGGGAGAGAAGCGCCCUCUACCCGUCCUGUGGGACACUGCACCCAGAGGGCCUCCGGAUGCUGUCAAGGGCAGAGGACUACGAACAAGUUAAGGCUGUGGCGGACUACUACCAUGAGUAUAAGCUCAUCUUCGAUGAUGCAGAAGCAGAGUCUGAAGCCAAGACCCUGGAGGACAGAUUCUUUGAGCGUGAAGCUGAACAUGCUGGCCUUCCUGCAGCAGUUCCACCUGGGCGUAUUCUACUCCUACGUCCGGCUGAAGGAGCAGGAGGUUCGCAACGUCCUCUGGAUCGCAGAGUGUGUCACGCAGAGGCACAAGUCCAAGAUCGACAACUACAUACCGAUCUUUUAGAGGCAACAUGCUUUACCGAUCUUUUAGAGGCGACAUGCUUUACCGAUCUUUUAGAGGCAACAUGCUUUAACUAUCUUUUAGAGGCAACAUGCUUUACAUAUCUUUUAGAGGCAACAUGCUUUACCUAUUUUUUAGAGGCAACAUGCUUUACCUAUCUUUUAGAGGCAACAUGCUUUACCUAUCUUUUAGAGGCAACAUGCUUUACCGAUCUUUUAGAGGCAACAUGCUUUACCUAUCUUUUAGAGGCAACAUGCUUUACAUAUCUUUUAGAGGCAACAUGCAUUACCUGUCUUUUAGAGGCAACAUGCUUUACAUAUCUUUUAGAGGCAACAUGCUUUACAUAUCUUUUAGAGGCAACAUGCUUUCAGUGUUUGAGAAGAACGCCAGCGGUAGCUUCAAAUAAGUACAGGUUUUUAUUUCAAUGGUCUGGUCAUUGAUGGACAUAAUACAUUCAUUGUAAGAUAUG
This is a messenger RNA of Hypomesus transpacificus, 1570 nucleotides long. Its product is annotated as V-type proton ATPase subunit d 1-like. Gene Ontology annotation, biological process: vacuolar acidification; proton transmembrane transport; vacuolar transport. NCBI's taxonomy places the organism in Eukaryota, Metazoa, Chordata, Actinopteri, Osmeriformes, Osmeridae. Gene Ontology annotation, molecular function: proton-transporting ATPase activity, rotational mechanism. The coding region runs from base 54 to 1541 and encodes 495 amino acids. The record is from RefSeq and is a predicted model, not a curated record. Gene Ontology annotation, cellular component: early endosome; plasma membrane proton-transporting V-type ATPase complex; lysosomal membrane. The transcript has 8 exons.